Messenger RNA from Staurois parvus, 473 nucleotides. The record is from the annotation of a GenBank genome assembly. Lineage: Eukaryota; Metazoa; Chordata; Amphibia; Anura; Ranidae.
GGGAGACGGAUAUAGUGAAUGUGGGGGCCCGGGGAGACCGGAUAUAGUGAAUGCAGGGUUCGGGGAGACCGAAUAUAGUCAAUGCAGGGUCUGGGGAGACCGGAUAUAGUGAAUGCAGGGUCCUGAGAGACCAGAUAUAGUGAAUGCAGGGUCCGGGGAGAGCGGAUAUAGUGCAUGCAGGGUCUGGGGAGACCAGAUAUAGUGAAUGCAGGGUCCGGGGAGACCGGAUAUAGUGAAUGUGGGGGCCGGGGAGACCGGAUAUAGUGAAUGCAGGGGUCCGGGGAGACCAGAUAUAGUGAAUGCAGGGUCUGGGGAGACCGGAUAUAGUGAAUGCAGGGUCCUGGGGAGACCAGAUAUAGUGAAUGCAGGGUCCGGGGAGACCAGAUAUAGUGAAUGCAGGGUCCGGGGAGAGCGGAUAUAGUGAAUGCAGGGUCCGGGGGAGAGCAGAUAUAGUGAAUGCAGGGUCCGGGAGA